Molecule: messenger RNA, 636 nt
Organism: Helianthus annuus (common sunflower)
Lineage: Eukaryota; Viridiplantae; Streptophyta; Magnoliopsida; Asterales; Asteraceae
Product: pleiotropic drug resistance protein 1-like
Exons: 2
Coding region: 23-316 (97 amino acids)
Molecular function (GO): ATP binding; ATP hydrolysis activity
Source: RefSeq, a predicted model, not a curated record
AACUAGAUGAUAUUUAUACAGGAUGACACUUUUGUUGGGGCCACCAUCUUCUGGUAAGACAACACUUCUGUUGGCUUUGGCGGGAAGAUUGGAUCCGAGCUUAAGAGUUGAAGGGGAGAUAAGUUACAACGGUCAUAAACUCAAUGAGUUUGAGCCUCGAAGGACAGCGGCUUACAUCAGUCAUAACGAUAUUCAUGCUGGAGAAAUGACUGUUAAGGAGACCCUUGAUUUCUCGGCAAGGCGUUGGAUCUCGUUUAGAAAUGUUAACCGAGCUUGCGAGAAGAGAAAAGGCAGCAGGGAUUAUUCCAGAAGCUGAAGUUGGCCUUUUCAUGAAGGCGACCACCAUUGAAGGAGAUGAAAGCAUUUUGAUUACUUACUACACUCUAAGAGUAAGUGUUUUGAUACUUUUAGACUUUGUUAGUUGUUUCGGUUGCUGCUUUGAUUGACACCGUGUUGGUUAUGGCCUGAACAAUUUGGUUAUGGAACUCGAGAAACUGAUUGAAACAAUCUGUUGGGUCAUCAGGGUUAGCAGACUUGGUCAGCGUUGACAAAGUCCUGCAACACAUGUAAAAACUUGAUGUUACAGAAAGCAAGAUACCCAGGUCGGGUUGGUUGCUGACCUGUCAACACUUUUUU